Molecule: messenger RNA, 1283 nt
Organism: Glycine soja
Lineage: Eukaryota; Viridiplantae; Streptophyta; Magnoliopsida; Fabales; Fabaceae
Product: BOI-related E3 ubiquitin-protein ligase 1-like
Exons: 3
Coding region: 224-1156 (310 amino acids)
Biological process (GO): regulation of programmed cell death
Molecular function (GO): ubiquitin-protein transferase activity
Source: RefSeq, a predicted model, not a curated record
CUUUCUAUCUCUUAAAAACGCCCCACAAAAACCAAGGCCUAAAUAAACCUGAAUCAUUCAUUCAUUCAUUCAUUCAUUCAGCCUCCCUAAUACUUAGCCACAUCUAUUGCAUGCUCUCUCCCCUCAUCUCCUUCUUAUUCUCUGCAAUAUAUCAUAGUGCCAAACUCUCAUCUUUCUCUCUCUCUCUCACACACACAAUAUAAGUCCACCCUAAACAAUCACCAUGGCAGUUGAAGCUAGUUACAUGAAUCUCUUGCCUUCUCAGUUACUCACUAACAGAGAACUCAUCAAAUCCAAUCAACAGCUACAGCAUCAAUUAAACUCUGAUUACAUGUACAACACUACUACCCAGAUGGAUUCUUCUUCAGCUUUGCCUCAACCAGCAACAAUGCCUGAAUCACUCUUGUCCUUCUACCAAUCCAACUUUUGUGAUCCAAACAAGGCAGAUAGUGGUCUCACCUACCAUAUUCCUCUCCAGAGAAAGCGUUCAAGAGAUUUCACCACCGAAUUAACCUCUCUCCCAGCUCACCAGAAGAACAAAAUCUCCUCUGAUCCUUCCUUUCUCAACCAAGAGAUUCUCUACCAAUUUCAGAACCAACAAUCGGAAAUUGAUCGAGUCCUUGCCCAUCAUACUGAGAAAGUGAGAAUGGAGCUGGAGGAACAAAAAAUGAGGCAAUCAAGGAUGUUUGUGAGCGCAAUCCAAGAAGCAAUGGCGAAGAAGCUGAAGGAAAAAGACCAAGAGAUUCAGAGAAUGGGGAAGCUGAAUUGGGCCCUUCAAGAAAGAGUCAAAAGCUUGUGCAUGGAGAACCAAAUUUGGAGGGAAUUGGCACAAACAAACGAAUCCACAGCCAACUACCUACGAAGCAAUUUGGAACAAGUGCUGGCACAUGUCGGCGAGGAACGCGCCACCGUGGCCGAUGAUGCUCAAUCUAGCUGUGGCAGCAAUGAUGCGGCGGAGGCCGGAAACGACACUGCGGCGUCCGCGGCGGCGACCGGUCGUGGUAGGUUGUGUAAGAACUGUGGGCUGAGGGAGUCAGUGGUGCUGUUGUUGCCCUGCAGGCAUCUUUGCCUUUGCACAAUGUGUGGGUCCACAGUAAGGAAUUGUCCUAUUUGUGACUCUGACAUGGAUGCUAGCGUGCAUGUCAAUCUCUCUUAGUACAACUUUUUUUCUUUUUUCUUUUUACAUAAUUUUCAUUGUAGAGUUUAGAACAACAGAAACUAGAAAAAAAAUAGUUUAUCUUGUCAAAAAGACAGUUAGAAGAAAAAAAAAAUAGAAUUUGGAA